ACAGGUGCUAGCAACCACUUCUUCCACAAUGAAGGGCCUGACAUUGGUUUUGAUGAUUAACGUGAUUAAGGUCUGCCUGAACAAUGGAUUCCAGAGUAAUCAUGGUAAUACACAACACACACAAACGUGUGUGUCUGAUUGUGAGACGAACAUCCAGAACGCCAGACUGUCAUGUGAGGGUCAGAUGCUGCAGUGCGUACCCGACCCAUGCUGCCAAACAGAAACGAGGCACCUUAACAUGGCCAACAACCAUCUAACCCAUCUCAAGAUUCUCGCCUUCCAGAGCUUCCCAAGACUCCGAAUCCUGGAUCUGCGACAGAACGCCUUGGCUAACAUAGCACCGGGUGCUUUCAGCAACCUGGACCAACUGCAAUUGCUUGACGUACGUGCCAAUAAACUGCGUCACCUCUAUGGUGGUAUGUUCAACGGUCUCUCGUCCAUCCAGAAGUUGUACCUCGCCAACAACGAGAUCGAGUCCAUAGCCCCUGGAACAUUUGCAGGCAUGACACAUCUCAUCAGCCUGAAACUGAACUACAACAAAUUGACAACUCUGUACGCCAAUAUGUUUUUCCCGCUGCAGAGAUUACAGCGUUUGUACAUCUACGGGAAUCGGAUAUCGGCCGUCAACGAAGAAGCCUUCCGCGGUUUGGUAAAUCUAGUGACACUGUCUCUCGCGGAAAAUCCUUUCGUGACCCUUCCAAAUAUCUUACCAUACCUACCACAGAUCACUCACAUUCGGCUAGAACAUGUCCGUCUCACCUGUGAUUGUCGUCUAGAGUUCCUUCGGAUGUGGCUCAGAGACAACCUUUAUGAGGCCUAUGAGAGUUAUGCAUUAUGCCAUGGACCAGAACAUAUCCAAGGAACCCCAAUGUAUCAUAUCCAGGAGCCUCUGCCAUGUCCCACCAGAGAACGAAACCUUCCCAUCAGUCGGGAAGUUAAUGACCCAUCCCAUGCAGCCGAUCCUGAUGAAGCGGCGAGUCACACCUCUGCUCAACUUGAAAUACAUUCGGAGUCAACAUCUGAAUAUAGUGAAUUUUUUGCUUCGUUUUCGGAAUUGUCGCACGGAUCUGUUUCUAAGACAAGUGUGACGUCAACUGAAGGAGGCAUAAGCGAAAGCGUACACGGGAGUGGUACAGUGAGGGCUGAUUCUGGUGCUUCCUCCACAGUACCCAAAACACAUAUCCCUAUUGAACCUUUAACGCCUAGAGGAACACUAUCGCCAGUUGUUACAACUGAAUCACAUAUCGUAGCAAGUGAAGCAAGGAGUGCAGAUGGGUUUACGCAUUUCACACCACCAACAAUGACUGAGUCCUCUCAAAAAGACACAUCCAGAGGUAAUGUUCUAGACAGUCCGAUCGUAAAUGAAACUGAUAGCAGCUCAAGGGUUAAUGGAAGUUUCAACGAACUUCCACGCCCUACACCUCAGGCGGGCAGUAGGAAUCAUCCAGAUAGGAACAACGGACAUCAACAUGGUCAUCGAGAUGAUUAUGUUACUACAACGGUUUCGUACGAGACCACAGAUCCGUACAGAUCUACCCCGACACCAGCGGAAAUACCUCGAGGACCUCCUCAGUCCUGGGGUCUGAAAGGAUCUUCUGUGACAAUUCACUGUCCAGUCCAUAUCCAUAACAUGAAUGACUCCAAGAUUAAGUGGCUUACGCCUCAUGGCAAGCUAAUUAUAUCGAAUGUAUCUCGCUAUGGUAUCACCAAGAGAGGUUCGUUGAUUAUCAAUAAUCUGCAGGCGUAUGACCACGGGACCUACCGAUGCAUCGUCCGUAAGGCGCUUAACAGUGUAAAAAUGUUACCGGCCAGGUUGACUCUUGCAUGCCCGUGUCACGAAGAGGCACCGAAGAAACCAUCAUUUAAACCCAGUAUCAACUCCUCCACAGAGCAUCACUUUGGACAAGAUGCGGAUCCUCAUCAUGAACACUCUCAUCCUCCAUAUGAUACCAAAUGCAGCCCUGUACCAAUGGUAGUUGCAAUUGUGACAACCUUCCAAGCCACCGUAGCCCUUUGCGUAAUCACAUUCUGCCUCUGCUGCUCCAAGAAUCUCAACUAUUCCCUGAAAGACCGGACCUGUACCGGCGUCCCCGAACCCAUUGCGGUAGUUCGCACCCGCGGAAAGUUUAACACAAGAUCUCGCGAUUUCGUACAAUCCGGCGAACCCACCUCGUCAUCUGUUCUGAGUUCGGGUGGAUCCGACUUCUACGAAGCACUCACCGAUCACGGGUUUUCCCCAAGGCAAGCGUCUUCAGUACGAUCUUACGAUGCGUAUUAUGAGUCGCAUCCUGGAUCGGAGUACGUGAACUAUCGAAAGCCCAAGAACUACAUGUACAUGGUGGGGUAUAUGGACACCGGGUCUGGCCGCAGGGCCGUAGGGUACAGGUCCUCCACAGAAUCUCAGUGUGCCUCAAUCAAGGAAAUAACCAAUGAGAAUAUAUAUGUCAGCAAAGAUUGAUUUGAACUGUGCAAGAAUCCAAUCUAACAGACUGAGCGGCCAGAUUUAUUGAUUUAUUGCUGUUAAUAUGCAGGGGUUGAUGUUUUUAAAAAUGUAACAUGAAUAUUUAAUUGAAUAUUACUCGGUAUGCUUUUGAAGGGAUGUAGUAACUAUUCGACAAUUUGUCGUGAUAAUGACCAGUCACCAGUGUCAUACCUGUAAUAUCUCGCCAGAAAGGGCACGAAAUUGUAUGCAAAUUUACUUUUUAAAAGGUCACUGCUAUAUCUUUCCCGUCAAACGUUUUCAAGUCAUCAAAAUUAUUUCACGUGACAAGCUGCCCCAUCGGAUAUGUGCUACUCUUGUCAAUACAAUCAUCAAUUAGUGAAUGAUUUGUUUUUUCUUGAAAAAAAUUAUCCAGUAAGUCUUGCCCUUCACCUAAACAAUCAUCUCGAAUCAUUAUUAUAUAAGUGCCUUAUUGUACAGUAUUCGAUGUUCUAGAUACUAAUAUCGUACAGUAUUCGAUGUUCUAGAUACUAAUAUCGUUUUUACAAGUAAAUACAAGUAGAAAUAGCGAUGAAUAGAGACACACUCUUAAAUAUUGAAGUUGAAUUUAUAAAAAAAGCAAAGUAAUGGAACUUUUAGGAAGAGAAGACAGGAAUUACAAUGUGCAAAUGGGAGUAACGUGGUUCAAGUAAGAAAAAAUGGAAGUCAUAUAUAUUGUAUGUAAUUUUAUUGAUAUACAAUUAAUCUGUCUUUGGAUAUUUCAUAUUAUGAAAGUAUUACCAAGUUUUACAAAAGAUUACAAAUCACGGUUUUUGAAAGAGGCUUAAACUCAAUCGUAUUUUGUCACUUACAAUAAUUCUUAAGAUAUUGUAUAACAAUUUUCCUAAAACCAACAGAAGGCUUAUUAGUCAUAUUGAUAUAGCGUGUUCUCAUUUGAAACGUUCCGUGAUGAAAUAUUACACCGAAAAUGAUGCAUAUACAUGCGAGAAGAAAUAUUGUCAUGUGACUUUUUCACGUAUUUUAUUGUGUUCUUAUUGUGCAUGUCUCGACCACGUAAUAGAUAUCUAUUGUGACGUCAUUCGUUGGAAGGUCGUUGUGUGGAAAGAGAUGCCUCUAAUUGAAUUUUUUUUAUCCAUGGUAAAACUUUGUAUUAUGACGUCAGAUAGAACAAACAUUUAAAAAGACUUACUUUCUGAUUAAAGCGAUUGUUUCGAUUUGUUAUCUUGCACAACUGAGCAAUGUCACAAAAAGAUAUAUGAGAAAUAGGACUUGUAGCUUAAUUUGACUUCCAGCGUGUCCAGGGAUGGAACAGUCAUAUUUUGUUUUCUUUUAAAUUCCAAAUGUACGUUCUAUCAGAGGUGAAGAUAAAUAGUGUUAACUUGUAUUCAGAAAAAUUGUUGUUGGAUUUGUUUACAGUUGCGUUAGUGCCAAGUCUUUAAUAUUCGAUUGCAUCUUUAUCUAUUCAUUUGUAAGUUUGUUAAAAUGUUGAACGGGAAUAUUAGUUCGUCAGUUCGAUUAUUUCCAUUAAGUAGACACGGGCCAAGUAGCAGGAUGAUUACUUUGUUCGCAAUAAUUUCAAGGUCAAUUUUCCCAACUUCACCUUUCUUUAGCAAUAUUUUUUUUACUUUCGUGAUGGUCAAAAUUUACAGUAAUCACUCAUGAGGGAUAAUGAACAACUUUGAUUUGUGAUAUGAACCCUAGCAUAACAUCGACAAUUUUUUUAGAGUUUAGAAUUCUGUAUAAUUACGAUUUCUACAAGAAUAUCUAGAUGUGUAA
Messenger RNA from Lytechinus pictus (painted urchin), 4216 nucleotides. RefSeq lists its product as uncharacterized. Bases 29 to 2458 code for a protein of 809 amino acids. NCBI's taxonomy places the organism in Eukaryota, Metazoa, Echinodermata, Echinoidea, Temnopleuroida, Toxopneustidae. The record is from RefSeq and is a predicted model, not a curated record. Gene Ontology annotation, cellular component: plasma membrane. Gene Ontology annotation, molecular function: protein binding. The transcript has a single exon.